Molecule: messenger RNA, 3126 nt
Organism: Penicillium atrosanguineum
Lineage: Eukaryota; Fungi; Ascomycota; Eurotiomycetes; Eurotiales; Aspergillaceae
Product: putative cytoskeleton assembly control protein Sla2
Exons: 12
Coding region: 1-3126 (1041 amino acids)
Biological process (GO): clathrin coat assembly; endocytosis; actin filament organization
Cellular component (GO): actin cortical patch; clathrin-coated vesicle
Molecular function (GO): phosphatidylinositol-3,4-bisphosphate binding; clathrin light chain binding; phosphatidylinositol-3,5-bisphosphate binding
Source: RefSeq, a predicted model, not a curated record
AUGAGUCGGACGGAGGCCGAUCUGGCCAUUAAUAUCCGCAAGGCCACUAGUAUCGAGGAAACUGCGCCGAAACGGAAACAUGUGCGCAGCUGUAUCGUGUACACGUGGGACCACAAAUCGUCGGCGGCCUUUUGGGCGGGCAUGAAAGUGCAGCCUGUCCUUGCCGACGAGGUCCAGACGUUCAAGGCUCUUAUUACUAUCCACAAGGUGCUGCAGGAAGGUCACCCCAUUGUUGUGCGCGAGGCGCAGCAGCAUUCCAAUUGGAUUGAUAGCUUGAUGCGCGGUGUUGGAGGAGAUGGCAUUCGAGGAUACGCUCCGCUCAUUCGCGAAUACGUGUUUUUCCUCGAGUCAAAGCUGGGUUUCCACCGGAAUCACCCUGAAUUCAAUGGAUUGUUCGAGUACGAGGAAUACAUUAGCUUGAAGACGAUCAAUGAUCCUAAUGAAGGAUAUGAGACUAUCACCGAUCUCAUGACCUUGCAGGAUCAGAUUGAUGCUUUCCAGAAGCUUAUUUUUUCGCACUUCCAAUCUGGUACUAACAACGAGUGCCGAAUCUCUGCAUUGGUGCCUCUGGUGCAGGAGAGUUAUGGCAUUUACAAAUUUAUUACUAGCAUGUUGCGAGCUAUGCACACAACAACCGGUGAAGAUGAAGCUCUCGAGCCUCUCCGCGGCCGAUAUGAUGCCCAGCAUUACCGUCUUGUUCGGUUCUACUACGAGUGCUCCAACUUGCGAUACCUGACUAGUCUUAUCACCAUUCCCAAGCUGCCGCAAGACCCCCCUAGCCUGCUCGGUGAUGAAGAUGAACGCCCCGCUCUGCCGAGGCGACCGGCCAAGGAGGUUGAGCAGCCAUCGCCGCCUCCCAAGGUGGCUGCCGAGCCUGAACCCAUCAACGAUUUCUGGACCACUGAGGCCAGACGCCAGCAAGAGGAGUACGAGGCCGAGCAAGCGCGCCUCCAGAACCAAUGGGAGGACCAGCAGCGACAGCAGAUGCUUGCCCAGCAGCAGGCUCAGCAAGACUUCGAGGAGCAGCAGCGCCUGCAGGCCGAGCAGCAACGGCUGGCACAAGAGCAAUUGCUCCGUGACCAGUACCAGACACAUACCCAGGGCCGCCUGGCAGAGCUGGAGCAGGAGAACCUCAAUGCUCGAGCCCAGUACGAGCGGGACCAGCUGAUGUUGCAGCAAUACGACCGCCGAGUCAAGGACCUGGAGGAGCAGAUGAACCAGCUUAACAGCAACCUUAACAUGCAGAGUGCCUCCAAGGACGAACAGAUCCGGGCUCUGCAAGAGCAGGUCAACACCUGGCGGACCAAGUAUGAGGCUCUGGCCAAGCUGUACUCGCAGCUGCGACAGGAGCACUUGGAUCUUCUGCAGACCACCAAGAGCCUCAAGCUCAAGGCUGCUUCCGCACAGGAGGCCAUUGAACGCCGUGAGAAGCUGGAGCGUGAGAUCAAAACCAAGAACCUAGAGUUGGCUGAUAUGAUCCGUGAGCGUGAUCGUGCGCUGCACGAUCGGGAUCGUGUCACCGGCACCGGCAAGGAUGAGUUGGAGAAGAUCAAGCGGGAGCUUCGGAUGGCGCUUGAACGUGCUGAGAAUGCGGAGCGCUCAAAGGGCACGGAGAUCUCGUCCAUGCUGUCCAAGUAUAACCGCGAGAUGGCUGAUCUGGAGGAGGCUCUCAGGAACAAAACCCGCGCUCUUGAAGACAUCUCUGGCCGCCACUCCGAGCGGGAUGGUGACCACGAGACUGCUCUUCGUGAGAAGGACGAGGAACUCGAAGUGUACAAGUCUGGCAUGGACGAGCUCUUGAUGGAAAUUGAGGAGCUGAAGAUGAACCAAGGCGAUACCGAUCAUGCGCUUGAUAGCCAGAUCGACACUGUUCUUCACGGCGCAGUGGCCAAGAUCAACGACAUCAUUGACUCUGUGCUGCAGGCUGGUGUGCAGCGCGUGGAUGAUGCUCUGUACGAGAUGGAUUCGUCCAUGCAGGCCGGUAACUCUAAUGCCUCGCCUCCCUAUGUCCUGUCGCAGAUCGAAAAGGCCUCGGCCUCUGCUACCGAGUUCUCCACGGCCUUCAACAACUUCAUUGCCGACGGUCCCAACAGCCCCCACGCCGAGAUCAUCCGCACAGUAGCUGUCUUCUCUGGAUCGAUUGCAGACACUCUCAGUAACACCAAGGGUCUUUCCCGCUUCGCCAACGAUGACAAGAGCUCCGACCAGCUGUUCAACGCGGCCCGUAAGUCUGCCCAAGCGACUUUGCGCUUCUUCCGUGGUCUCCAGUCCUUCCGCCUCGACGGCAUGGAGCCCCUGCAGAAGACCGACGUCGUCAUCAACAACAACCUGGAGGUCCAGCGCGACCUGCAGACCCUGUCGAAGAUGGUGGAGUCCUUCGCGCCCAAGAGCAGCAAGAUUAACACCAAUGGCGACCUGGGCGACCUUGUCGACCAGGAGCUGCUCAAGGCCGCCGAUGCCAUUGAUGCCGCAGCCCAGCGUCUCGCCAAACUGAAGAACAAGCCCCGCGACGGCUUCUCAACAUAUGAACUGAAGAUCAACGACGCAAUCCUUGCCGCCGCCAUCGCCGUGACUAACGCUAUUGCCGAGUUGAUCAAGGCCGCCACCGAGUCUCAGCAAGAGAUUGUGCGUGAAGGCCGAGGCAGCUCGACCCGCACAGCAUUCUACAAGAAGAACAACCGCUGGACUGAGGGCCUAAUCUCCGCCGCCAAGGCCGUGGCCGUAUCAACCAACACUCUCAUUGAGACUGCCGACGGCGUCAUCUCCGGCCGCAACUCCCCAGAGCAGCUCAUCGUCGCCUCCAACGACGUCGCCGCCAGCACCGCCCAGCUAGUCGCCGCUAGCCGAGUCAAGGCCACCUUCAUGAGCAAGACCCAAGACCGCCUGGAAACAGCCAGCAAGGCCGUUGGUGCCGCAUGCCGCGCACUCGUCCGCCAGGUACAGGCGAUCAUCGCCGAGAAGAACGGCGCCGAAGGCGACUCCGAAGACUACGGCAGGCUCAGCUCGCACGAGUUCAAGGUUCGCGAGAUGGAGCAGCAGGUCGAGAUCCUCCAACUCGAGAACAACCUCGCCCGCGCCCGUACACGUCUGGGCGAGAUGCGCAAGAUCUCAUACCAGGAAGACUAA